Molecule: messenger RNA, 690 nt
Organism: Monoraphidium neglectum
Lineage: Eukaryota; Viridiplantae; Chlorophyta; Chlorophyceae; Sphaeropleales; Selenastraceae
Exons: 2
Coding region: 1-690 (229 amino acids)
Source: RefSeq, a predicted model, not a curated record
AUGCGCCUGGCAUCCAGCGCGACCGCGCAGCGCGAUGAUCAGAUCACUCCCGAGGCUGUGCGCGCAAUGGCGGACGGCCCCUCGACGGCCGUGCUGGCGGCAGCACGUUACCUGGGCGGGCUGGACGCUCUGUUGCGCAAGUGGGAGCGGGAAGACAAUCCGUUUGGAGUGCCCGAUGAGGCCAACGAUGCAGCCGACAACGCCCGCCGGCUGGCGACCGCCUUCCUCGACGCCGCCGCCUGCGCCGCCGCCCCGGGCGCCCCCCCUCCGCCCCCCGCCGCGCUGGCCGCGCUGCGCGCGGUCGUGCGGCGCAGCGAGCCCCUCGCCGUCCUGCCGGGCGGCGCGCCCGCGCCGCGGGCGGACGCGCUGCUCGACUUGAGGCAGAUGCUGGACGGCAGGGACCCCGCCAAAGCAGACGCCUGCGAGGAUUGGGGCGACCUGCCGGACAGCCCGCCACAGGCGCCGCCGCCCAGGCACACGUUGCUUGAAGAGCUCAGCAACCACUGCUGCUACGCCGCCAGCUGCGCGGACAACCUGGGGGCGGUCGCCGAGGCGGUGGCGCCGUUUGGGGGCGCGCGGGAUCUGGAGAGGGCCUGGCGGGCGAGGCAGGGGCUGCAGCGGGCGAGGGCGGCGUACGAGCGCGCGGCGGGCGCCAUGCGGGCGACGGCGCGCGUGGAGGCGGGCCAAUGA